AGGAGUGGCCAGGUGAUAGCUCUAUCAAAUUUAUGUUCUUGACACUUCACACCAGUCGUACAAAUUCACUAGAAAAAGUUCACCAUGAACCUAGAACAAGAAAAGAAAUGCCUUUUAACUUGAACACGCACAUGCUGUGCAGGCACCAUCACAACGGCAGAUGGGAAGCGAGGAUCGGGAGAGUUUUUGGGAACAAGUACCUCUACCUCGGCACCUACAGCACUCAGGAGGAAGCAGCUCGUGCCUACGACAUCGCAGCAAUUGAGUACAGAGGGAUCAAUGCCGUCACCAACUUCGACUUGAGUACUUAUAUCAGAUGGCUAAAGCCGGGAACGAACACCCCUAGUGCUGCACUUGAACACCUCAGUUCACUAGAACCUCAGAUGGUUCCUUCGGCCCCCAAUUUCGCUCCGCGAGAAGAGUCCGAUAAAUCUCUGUUGUUCAACGCCAAUACUUUCACAGCAGACUACCUCGACUCUCCUCAAAAGCCAGAUGUAUUUGAAACUAAAGUCCCUCUUAUCUCAUGCAACAAGUCUUCUUCACCUACUGCGCUCAGCCUCCUCCUUCGAUCAUCGGUGUUCCAAGAAUUGGUGCAGAAGAACACAGCGCUUUCCGAGGAGGACACCGACGGGGAAGAAACAAAGAACCAACCACAGUCGGGCAAUGAAGAUGAAUUUACAGGAAUUUUCUACGAUGGAGAGGGUGAUUUCCCAUUCGAUUGUUCUUCAAGCCAAGAUAUAGGUUUGCAACAAAGAGAGCUGCAGUUCAUUUUGUGACCGGAUACAGCAACGACGACAUAUCCUACAGAUUUAACCCAAUAACUGCAGGUUCCUUAUUGCGCUUACAGUGGUGGAACAUAAUGUAAAGAAAUUUUGUCCGGAAAAGGGAUGUAAAGGUUUUCUUCAA
Messenger RNA from Syzygium oleosum, 906 nucleotides. Its product is annotated as AP2-like ethylene-responsive transcription factor AIL5. The coding region runs from base 33 to 776 and encodes 247 amino acids. The record is from RefSeq and is a predicted model, not a curated record. Gene Ontology annotation, molecular function: DNA binding; DNA-binding transcription factor activity. Lineage: Eukaryota; Viridiplantae; Streptophyta; Magnoliopsida; Myrtales; Myrtaceae. The transcript is spliced from 2 exons. Gene Ontology annotation, biological process: regulation of DNA-templated transcription.